AUGCGAUUCAAGACCGAACUCAAAAACAUUCGUACAUUCUCCAAGCUUACCGCCGCUCUUAACUCGCUUGAGAAGAUCGCUUGGGUUCGCCUUGAUGAUGAAACGGCGCGCUUCACCGUCAUCCCCGAUACGGGGUCCCAGGUCUGGUCUUCACUGCCGAUGGACUUCAUCUUCGACAGUUAUCACAUCCAGUCUGCAGAGGAGCACAACACCAUCAACCUAGAGCUGCCCCUGCAACCGCUCCAGCGCGCCCUCCGCUCCGCACUCAACAGCACCUCGGCCUCUCUGCGUCUUACCAAGAAGGAUGGGAUCCCCGUGCUCUCCAUGACCAUCACAACGACGACCAACGCCUCCGCAGGCUCCGGGCUGCCGGGCCGCGGCAACGCCGCUUACGUUGGCCUCGAGAACGAUCCCUUCGACGACGAUGACCAGGGCUUCACCGCGGAGCACCUGGAGACUUCCCUGCGCCGCGAGCGCGAGAAGAUUAUCACCCAGGAUAUUCCUGUGCGUGUACUGCACCCAGAGACGGUGGAGACCAUCAUGCAGCCCACGGUGCGCGAGACGGACGUGCACAUCACGAUGCCGCCCCUGCUCCAGCUAAAGGCCAUUUCCGACCGCUUUACCAAGCUCGCGCUGUCGUCCGGCACGAACUCCCGCAUGAGUCCCAAACUGGAGCUCAGCGCGAACAUGUUUGGAAACCUGAAGCUCCGUAUCGCUACGGAGGCUGUCGACGUCUCGAGCACAUGGUCAGGGCUGGUGAACCCAGAGCUGGAUCCGACGCAGCUGGAGAUGCCGGUCGAGGAGCAUCCGAGCGUGAAGUUCAAGGAGGCAGGACCGGACAAGUGGGCAACAGUAAGGGUCGACGGUAAAGACUGGAGCCGAGUGCUGAGCGUGGGGAGAUUAGAAGGGAGAGUUGUCGCGGCUUUUGCUGAUGACCACGCCUUGAUUCUAUAUGUUUAUGUGCCCCAGUACGAUGACGCGUCGGCAGAUGAUGCCGUUCUUACUGUAGGACUGCAACCAACACCGAUUCUGGAGAACAUGCUAACGACCAACAGUAUUAUGUGA
This is a messenger RNA of Colletotrichum graminicola M1.001, 1065 nucleotides long. RefSeq names its product Hus1-like protein. Gene Ontology annotation, biological process: nucleotide-excision repair; mitotic DNA replication checkpoint signaling; meiotic DNA integrity checkpoint signaling. The record is from RefSeq and is a predicted model, not a curated record. The transcript is spliced from 3 exons. Gene Ontology annotation, cellular component: site of double-strand break; checkpoint clamp complex; nucleolus. Lineage: Eukaryota; Fungi; Ascomycota; Sordariomycetes; Glomerellales; Glomerellaceae. Bases 1 to 1065 code for a protein of 354 amino acids.